Messenger RNA from Brenthis ino (lesser marbled fritillary), 2790 nucleotides. The record is from the annotation of a GenBank genome assembly. NCBI's taxonomy places the organism in Eukaryota, Metazoa, Arthropoda, Insecta, Lepidoptera, Nymphalidae.
AUGGAGCAAACAAAUCUGCUGGAGAUAGUUCCAGAGCAACUUUUCCAGACAUAUUAUAUUAGUGAUAUAGACCAAGUGCAAAAGAAACUACAGUAUGAAAUUGAAAGAAAAAGAGAAGAAUUACGAGCUAUGGUGGGGGAAAGAUACAGAGAUCUUAUCCAUGCAGCAGAUACAAUUGAAGACAUGAGAGGGACAAUUGGAAGUACUUUGAGACAUAUCAAUGAAAUGAUUGUUGCUUGUAAAAACUUACAUGACACACACUUAGUAGGUUUUAAAAUAGAUGAAAGGCCCAUGCAAAGUCACAGUUUUCAGAUAAACCCAGUCCAAGUAAUAUCUGUUCAAAUAAAGCUAUUAAUGGAUAUACCAGAAAAGAUCUGGAAGUGUAUCAAUGCAAAUGACUUUGUGAAAGCUGCACAACUCUUUAUUAUGGCACGGCACAUCAACACAGGUCUACAACUUCAAAUAGGUGGUAAAGAUGUGAAGCCAGGAAUGCAAUCAUUGCAGAAAAUUGUUCAGCAGCAGUGGUACUCGGUAUCUAAUUUGAGUCAAACUAUUAUUGAAAUGUGCGAACAGAAGUUGCAAGAUGUUGACAUUAGUGUUGAGGUGGCAUGUUCAUGCCUUGUUGGACUGUAUCUUCUUGAUUCACAAACAAUGGUGCAAUUGUUAACCACAUUGAUAGACCUCCAUAGUAACUCCAGUCUGAAGUCCACUUUACAAUUUGAUCUCGCACAGAUAUUAGAUGGAGAUGUUAAAGCACAGAUUAAAAAGAAAAUUGUCAAUGGUGUAAAAAUUGUUUUGAAAACGGUGGAAUUAGUUUAUGCUUGCUUUGUAGAAAAUGAAGGUGGCGCUGUAUUAGAAAAGCUUAAAGAUUUGUAUGGAAAAGAUUCACAGCCUUUGCUAGAAUUGGUACAGUUCAGUGAUACUGCUGCAUUGAAAUUAUUACCGUCUGGUGUGACCACAUACAGGCUAUCAUCUAGCAAAGAUCUUCAGCCAUUAGCUAAAGAAGAAAUAACAAACAGCGUGCAAAAAUGGAGUGUUUGGGUCAAAUCAUUCAUUAAUGAAAACGUCCAAGCGUUGCUACAAAACGUCACAAGAAUUAAAGUAUUGCAUGAGAUUCGGGAAGAGACAUUCAAAAUUGAAUGCCCGUCAAAUUGGACCGCCAUAUGCAAUUCGUUGGACAUACCAGAAGUACACGUCUGGUGUCAUUAUUUCCAACCUCUUUUGACAUCUCGAACUAAAUCUAUCAUAGACAAUAGAUGGCAGAAACUCUAUGACACUUUCAAGACUCAGUUACUAGUGGACCUAACUAGGGUGUCUUCAGAAAGUGACGUGGAAAAAGAAGCAGAUAUAAAUUGGUUUGUCUGGAAAGACCUUAUCGGCGAUACUGUCAUAGAAUCGAGAAACGAAGUUGUUAAAGUUAUGAAUGGUUUAAUGAAAGGUAUGUCUCGUCAAGAUCGUGGCUUUACGCCAAAUUUGGAAAAACUCUGUCAAAGCUUAGAUGAUGAAUUACAGAAGCUUCUAGAAGAUUUAAAAGAAUAUUUAUAUCAUGAAAAAAAGAAGGACAAGCUAUUCUUAUAUGAUGAAGAAGAAAACUUAGACCAAGUGUACAUAGAUAGAGCUGAAAUAGAAGAAUACUUAAGAAAUACGUCUGAUAGAAAUAUUCACAAUAUGGUUAAUUACAUAAAAGCGUGCUUCGAAGAACAAACCCUGCAGUCGACGGAACUUCAAAGGAAAACAACGUCUAUAUAUUCAGCUCGUUUCCUUCAAGCAAUAACAUCCCUUAUGCCUAAUUUACGCAAGUGCUAUAUUAACGAUGCAGUGUUAUUAAAUGAUAACGCUAUUAAAAGCUGGAAAGACAUUAAUGCGGUUUUGAAAGAAAAUUGCCUAUUUUGUUGGACAAAAUGGCUGGAUUUAGUUCAAGAGAAGAUUGAUAAUUUAACGAAACGUUUGCCUCAAGAGUUCACUUUGGAAGCGAAUAUUGAUUACUUAAUGAUGCAAUGGGAUGUAAUAAAAAUCGAAGAAAAAGACGAAGAAGGCAACCCCAUAGAAUCAACCAUAAAGGUCCCUUGCGGACCUUCUUUAAAACUACAGGAAUACCUUUAUGCCAUAAGUCGGAUACUUGAUGAAAUAAUCCCCCAUACAUUACCUAUAGAGAUACAUUCAUUGUUCAUAGAGAGGACUAUUGCCAUCUCGCUCGCACACUACGAUAAAGUGAUACGAGAGAAAGAGACAGAUAUAAACCAAAGGUGUGCUCUUCAAUUGUUAAUGGAUGUCAGGCAUUUGACUUUACUAAUGGUCUCGAGAGAGAAUAAAAAAGCUAUGGAGAUGUCUCAUGAUAUUUGUGAGUUUUUAAGACAAAAAAUUGAUCCGUUUGAUUAUGAUGUGUUCUAUCCAUACAUUCAAACUAAUUUGAAGAGAUCGGUGCAAAGAGUUCAGACAUUACUAGGAAGUCUGAUCCUCCACCACGGUCAGCUAACCGGCAUCAUUGGUACCAAGCCCGUGCUCUCGGGAGGUAGUGGGGAUAAGGCAGCCUCUAUCCUGGCCGCCGCGGAUACGCACUGGUUCUCUAUCCUGCCGGUGGCGACCCCGGCCAACCUACACAAGAAGCAGGAUAAACCGGCCGAUCCGUUCGAUAUCUACGUAAAGAAGAAACCUGUAUCAGCCAGUCCAAAUAAAGCAAGAUCGGAUAUAACUGACCUAAUGACCAGCUCGUUGCCGAUCAACUUCGCUAAUGCCCGUUCUGGGGCCGCAUCCUUCUUUAACUCUAUUUCAUCUGAUUGGUUUAGUGGA